Seriola aureovittata is the source of this 11606-nucleotide messenger RNA. RefSeq names its product synaptic Ras GTPase activating protein 1b (gene syngap1b). The coding region runs from base 2259 to 6272 and encodes 1337 amino acids. The transcript has 19 exons. The record is from RefSeq and is a predicted model, not a curated record. Gene Ontology annotation, biological process: negative regulation of Ras protein signal transduction; regulation of GTPase activity. NCBI's taxonomy places the organism in Eukaryota, Metazoa, Chordata, Actinopteri, Carangiformes, Carangidae.
AGACUGAAGCAUCAGUGCACUGCUGCUCCCUCCUGAAACUGCUGCCGUCCACCUGUGCAGGAUAAUCUCCGUCCGAGCAGCAGACAGGAGACGCUACAGCGUCCAUCGCUUGAGAGGCGGAUUACUUGAGGAUGACCCGCCGGUUGUGGGAAGGAAGACGAUGGACUAAGUUGCCAUUAUUGCAUCGGGUUUUUAUCUUUUAGUGCCGCCUGUCAGCUGCUGGCACACGUUCAGUUUUUUUAGGCAUUGCAGUUUUUCGGCUACUUUAUUCUGUGGCGUUCGCUUGUUUCACCAUCUGACUUCGUUUCCUCUCUCUUUCCACAACGGUCUGUGGUUGCUGGUUGUCGUCCACACAUUUGCUCUUGCAUUGGAGAUUAAAGCUUCGGUUUGAAUUCCCCCUGCUUCCCCCUUGGCUGCCCCGUCGGAGGGGUCCGAGCAGAGAGAAAAGGCGCAGAUGCGAGCAGAGCGGAGCGCACAUUGAGACCUAUUGCGCACCGCACCGCUCCUUCACGCACACAUGGGCACUGACGCGCACGCUCACACGCACGUGCAAACACAUGGAUGCACAUUCAGACACGCAGCUCCCUUCCCUCUGCGUGCAUACCUAGCUUUUGGUUGCAGUUAAACGCCAACGAGUUUUUGCUCCAGAGUCCAAAGCAGCGACCGUUUACCUUUCACCCAUCCAUCCUUGGCAAGUUCAUUUUUGACAUGCACAAGGCGGACGUCCACUAAGGAAAGCAUCGCAGAAACAUUCCCAUCUAAAAGAUGAGAGAAAUUGGCCUCAGCGGAUCUUCCGUCGGUCACCGGAAUUGCGAGUGCAGGGUCGGGGCGGAGGGCACCGGGGAGAGAGGACAGGGAGAGGCCGGGGAGGAGGAGCUCUCAGCCGGACUGCCCGCCGCGGAACAGCCGCUGCUGCCGGUGCUCAACAAGCAGGCUGCUGCUGCCCUGGGGAGGCGGGGGGAGGAUGAACAGUGCCUCAGUGUGAAAUUAUAACACUCAGCUGGCUUUGGGAGUGUUUGUUUUUCUGUCGUUUUACCUCUCACUAAUUAGUCUGAAGAUGCGAGAUAACGAACAGUGGCCUACUUAAUAACUGUCAUCCUGUACUCUCAUCAGUGUGGCACUUUUGGGUCACCUUAAACGUAAAUUAAGCACUUUGGAGAAUUAAAGGCUUGUAGUUUUGCGAAUUUACCUGUGCAGAACCCUGUGAAAGGACAUCCUCCCACCUACAGGCCACUUACACCAGUUUAACUUUGUGCUGUAAUGAUUUUUCUUAAUAGCCUAAUGUGUUUGUAGUUGAUAAGUUGAUAAGAUUUACCCAAGGUAGAAAUACUAAUAUUAUUCCUAUAAUCUUUAUAUAGGGAGUUCUAGUGUGUCUGUGGUGCUCUGUAGUGAGUUUAUGGUCACCAAAUUGCACUUGAUGGUAUUUUGUAUCUCUUAAAUAUUACUUGGCUAUAAUAUUUCUUUAGAAUAUUAUAUAUGAAUAUAUAGUUUAUAGUUUUCUGUGAUAUUUGUAUAGUAUUGUACUUAAAUUUAUAAUAAGAUCACUAUAGUUCUUUUUCUAUUUACUUACUAAGAUAUAUCCGGAUAGCUUGAAGGAGCCCUGUUUCCAGGAGCCUUUGGAAAUGGAGACAGGUGAUUUAUCAUUUAUUCAUAUACCUAUUUGUCUAUGAAAUAUUUAAAGGUCAUGAAUUGAUUUUAGGCCAAUAUUCAUCUAUUUGCAACAUGGAAGUGUUUUGCUCUAGUAGGCUUGGUAUAUUGGUCUUCUGUAGUGGAAUCGAUUUAACUGGCUUUGCUUUAGUUUGAGUCUGAUUUGAACGCUGAGUAUUUGAGCAAUACUUCUCUGUCUGGAACUUGAACACAGCCUUAUAAACCCACCAGAGGAUGGUCAUCCGCUUAUCAGACAGUCAGACAAACGCAUGUGUGUCAUGACACUUGUUAGCAGGAGUCCCAACCCGUUCAGAUAUUUAUAGACACUAAUAUCACUGUGUGAUUUUUGGGAGUAUCGAUUCAGAGCAAGCGUCGAUGUUCGGUGGAAUGUAACACAAACCACGGAGCUGCUGCAGCUUCAAACAGACAAGAGACGCAGUGGAGUACAGGCGGAAGUCAGCGAACGCAUCUCCAUUCCCACCGUGGGGUCACAUAGACUGAAAACCCAGAGACACUGUCUCUAGAAGCCUGGACACAAAGCACAACAAGCCCCACCUGAUCUAGAUCAUCGCGCCAGGCGGAAGAGCAUAGCCACCGGGAAGCAGCCCAGCAUGGAGGUCCCUCCCACUGCCCCCCUUCAACCCUUCCGACAAUCCAGUUUCCUCAGUAGAAGGUUGAAGGGCUCGAUCAAGAGGGCUAAGAGUCAGCCCAAACUGGACCGAACCAGCAGUUUCCGCCACAUGAUCCUCCCCCGCUUCCGCAGUGCCGACCAAGACAGGACCCGUUUGAUGCAGAGCUUCAAAGAGUCCCACUCCCAUGAGUCCUUGCUGUCUCCCAGCAGCGCCGCUGAGGCGCUGGACCUCACUCUGGACGAGGACGCCAUCAUCAAACCUGUCCACUCGAGCAUCCUGGGACAAGAGUACUGCUUUGAGGUGACUACGGCAUCGGGAACCAAGUGCUUUGCGUGUCGCUCAGCUGCAGAGAGAGACAAAUGGAUCGAGAACCUGCAGAGAGCUGUCAAGCCCAACAAGGACAACAGCCGGAGGGUGGACAAUGUGCUCAAACUGUGGAUCAUCGAGGCCCGCGAGCUUCCAGCCAAGAAACGCUACUACUGCGAACUUUGCCUGGACGACAUGCUGUACGCACGUACCACCAGCAAGCCCCGCACUGACACCGUUUUCUGGGGCGAGCACUUUGAAUUCAACAACCUGCCAGCCGUCCGCAACCUACGCCUUCAUCUAUACAAGGAGACGGACAAGAAGAGACGCAAGGAAAAGAGCACAUACUUAGGGCUUGUAAGCAUCCCCAUCUCAAGCAUCACUGGACGUCAGUUUGUGGAGCAGUGGUACCCGGUCAUCCAGCCCAGCGUCCUCACCAAGGGAGCUGGUGUGGGAGGGGGGAAGAUCAUCAACGCAUCCCUACGCCUCAAAUCCCGCUUCCAGACCAUGAACAUCCUGCCCAUGGAGCUGUACAAGGAGUUCGCAGAGUACGUCACCAAUAACUACCGCACCAUGUGUGCCGUGCUGGAGCCCGUGCUGAGUGUCAAGAGCAAAGAGGAAGUGGCCUGUGCGCUGGUGCAUAUACUGCAGAGCACGGGAAAAGCUAAGGAUUUCCUCUCAGACAUGGCGAUGUGUGAGGUAGACAGAUUCAUCGACCGAGAACACCUUAUCUUCAGAGAGAACACUCUGGCCACCAAAGCCAUAGAAGAGUACCUCAAACUGAUUGGACAUAAGUACCUCAAGGAUGCUAUAGGGGAGUUCAUAAGGGCCUUGUAUGAGUCAGAGGAAAAUUGUGAAGUGGACCCCAUGAGAACGCCACCCUCUGUACUCCCAGACCACCAAGCCAAUCUCCGAAUGUGCUGUGAACUGGCACUCUGCAAGAUUGUCAACUCCCAUUGUGUUUUCCCUCGAGAGCUAAAGGAAGUUUUUGCCUCCUGGAGAGUGCGCUGCGCUGAGAGGGGUCGGGAAGACAUCGCAGACCGCCUCAUCAGCGGUUCCCUCUUUCUACGCUUCCUGUGUCCUGCCAUCAUGUCCCCAUCUCUCUUCAACCUCACCCAGGAGUAUCCCGACGAGCAGACAUCACGCACACUCACGCUCAUCGCUAAAGUAGUGCAAAACCUGGCUAACUUCUCCAAGUUUGGCAGUAAAGAGGAGUACAUGUGUUUCAUGAAUGAGUUUUUAGAGAUGGAGUGGGGCUCCAUGCAGCAGUUCCUGUACGAGAUCUCCAACCUGGACAGUGUCAGCAAUGCAGGCGGCUUUGAGGGAUACAUCGACCUGGGCAGGGAGCUGUCGAUACUGCACAGUCUCCUAUGGGAGGUGAUGUCUCAGCUCAGCAAGGAUGCCAUCAUAAAACUGGGUCCUUUGCCUCGCCUCCUGAAUGACAUCAGCAUGGCCUUGCGUAACCCACACCUCCAGCGGCAGCCCAGCCACCAGACAGACAGGGUCCCGGAGAGACAGACAGACAGGCUGCUGUCACGGCCGAGCUUCAACAGGGGCAUCUCGUCCGAGUUUCAGAAUCUCAUGAUGAGGGAUCUUAAUAGCUCUAUAGAUAUCACUCGCUUGCCUUCCCCUACCUCCACCGGAGGGGUCAUGCCAUCCCGCACCCAGAUGAGUUUUCAGGACCGUGACCACCCUCAUCGAGCAUCCUCCAAAGACAUGUUUUAUGUAUCGCGCCCUCCCCUGGCCCGGUCCAGCCCAGCCUACUGCACGAGCAGCUCGGACAUCACCGAACCAGACCCUAAGGUGCUCAGUGUCAAUAAAAGCGUAUCUAUGAUGGACCUCCAGGAUUCCCGAAUGAACAGCGUGUCUAACCUGCAGUCGGUGGAAAUGCUCAACUCCUCCCAGGCCUCCAUCGCCGGCAUGGGCAGCUUCGGAGGGCUGAGCAGCGGAGGCGGUGGCGGCCUGGGGUCGGGCCUGAGCAGCCAGCUGCGGGCCGGUGGGAGGUUGUCAGCUGGCUCUGGCGGCUCCAGCAUGUCCGGCGGCCUUCGGCUGAGCCAGCUGAGCCAGAUGGGCACCACCACCGACUCGCUAUCCCAGCAGCAGCAACAGCAGGCCGCCGCCAUGCGCUACCCGCUUUCCUUCCAGAAUCCCCUCUUUCAUCUGGCGACUGCUGAUGGGCCUCAACAGCAACAGCUCCAUCACCAGCACAGCCGGGCUCAACCCCCAGCACCCCUGCUCCUUGCCCCAGAGCCUGAGCCUUCUCACCAGACCUACAUCCCACAGUUCGCCCACGGGGGGUUCUCUCGCAGUGAGGACCUGUCCACCCUCAGGACCAGGGACAGUCACCUGGGCCAACCCAGCAUCAUCCACUCACACAGCUACAGUGACGACUACAGCAGGGCUGACUAUGGACGCAGGCAGAUGUCCAUGCACGUGCAGGAUAACCUUCAACAGCAGCAACAAAUGAUGGGCAUGACCUCCCAGACAGGAACAUCCCACUCCUCCCUGGCCACCACGCCACCCUCCACAGUCCAACCUGUGCGCCAGAGUUCUGUUGCCCCGCCUCCCACCCAGCGCGUCAAAUCCCAGACCUCCCAUCAGCUGUCCGUCAGUGCGGCUGCUGCUCCCGCUGCUCCGUCUAAAACACGACCGCAGAGCGGGAAUCUCCUCCAGUCACCAGAGUCUGGCUACGGCGGCAGGCAGCACGGGCCCCGGCAGCUGUCCGUCAAAGACAACACUGCCCCGGGCCUGCCCCACCAGCAGAGCUCUGUCAGGGAAAGCCAGAGUCCGCAGGGAACCGCCAGUCAGAGCACUCAACAGUCACCACAGCAACAGUCUCAGCAACAGCAACAACAUCUUCUCAAACCCACCAUGAGCAAACAGGGGUCCCAGUCUCCAUCCACCCUCAAUCCCCCAACCCCAGCCAAUGAGCGAACAGUGGCCUGGGUCUCCAACAUGCCUCAUCUGUCAGCUGACAUUGAAAGUUCGCGGAUUGACCGUGAAGAAUUUAAACUGAAGGAGUACUCAAAGAGCAUGGAUGAGUCACGCAUGGACAGGGUACGGGAGUACGAGGAGGAGAUCAACUCCCUGAAGGAGCGCCUGGUGAUGUCCCAUAAAAAGCUGGAGGAGUACGAGCGGAGGCUCCUCACACAGGAGCAGCAGACCAAUAAGAUCCUCCUACAGUACCAGAAUCGACUUGAGGACAGUGAGCGGAGGCUACGGCAACAGCAACUGGAGAAAGACUCCCAAAUUAAAGGAAUAAUUAGCAGACUCAUGGCUGUGGAGGAUGAGUUAAGGGGAGGACCCAUGAUUGAGCCAAAAACCAGGAUUUUCGCUGAUCAGGAGGACCAGCUUUCCUCCCUGGGUUCUGCAGACCCCGGUGUGAAAACUGAAGGUGGAGGGGGAGGUGGAGGAGGAGGACAAGGAGGAGGAGGAGCAGUAACCAACGAUCAAGGCCUCAGAGUCUCUUCCUCAGGCAUUUCCUCUGACAGCUCACCCCACAAUGGAGUCCUCCCUCAAACCAUAGACCCUCCCUCUCUACCCACUCCUCAUCAACAUCCUAGUCAGAAUGGAGAGCUCCGUGGCAACCAAACAUCCUCCCCCAUGACAACGUCACAGGCUGGAACCACGGCAACAGCAACUACAGGCAUAGCAGAAGAAGGGGGAGUAGGUCAAACACAACACUGAGCCAAAUCAGAGAGAGAUGACACAAAAGGAAAGGAAAACACCGUCCGCGUCUUUUCUUAUAUAGCAAGACAAUGUUUUGAAAAGACAUCACCAUUGAUAUUCUUAUUCCCCGGGCAAGAGAGAGAAGAAAAGUGUGCAGGAGACGAGUAGUAAUCACACAGCUACUGUACAGUGCAUAACACAUGAACACACAACACAAAGGGCUCUUCAAUGGACACUUGUUCUCUCGAUGCUCACACGGAGCUUCAGUUCGUAUCAGUCUUGCAGGACAAGAUAACGAUACCUUACCACAUACUGUUUGAAUCAGUCAAACAAAGCAUUUGACGAACAUACCAAGCCAAUAUGUGAACAUCUGCUCUGUGCACUCAUUGCCUGUCUGCGGCUUCACCAGAAAUAAAUACAUGUGAGGAACAAGCACUAUAGAAUGUCUUGCACCCCAAAGACUUCAUAGUAGCCAUCAGCAAAGAAGUGCUAUAAGAUAGCUUAUAGUAACUCUUGACUCCCAUGGAUGUAGGUGCAUUAAAUAUGCCUAUCCCGAACACGCCAGGCUGCAAAUGUGGUAGGUCGAGAUGUGGAGAUGUAGUCUGGCUGUCUUAGUGCCUUUGAGUGUUUUACAACAGGGUUUUCCAAUAGAGAUAACAGGUGGAGGUCCAUGUUAGCUUUGCUAGUAAGGGAACUGAUCUGUGGGCUGAAAACAGAUUCAAAGACACAAGAUCAAGCAUCGUAGAGGUCUGAGUGACGGAGGACGUUUUUGGGAACUUUUCUUUUUUUUUUUUUUCAAUCUAAGGGACUUCUUGUUUUUGGACUGAGCUCGUGCAAUUUUUCUCUUCUCAAUCUCAGAACCGAUAUGUGAUAAACUGGUGCUAAACAGAAACAAAUGGUGCCAUUUUCCAAGUCAAAUGUCUGUGUCUGCCAUAGCACUGCCUCUUUCAUGAUUCACUCACUGUCUAUUCUCUCUCUCUCUCUCUCUCUCUCUCUCUCUCUCUCUCUCUCUCUCCUGCGAUUUGUCUUUGACAGGACUUUACCCCCCCCCCCAAUAUGUUUUGUAUCUGUCUCUGUCUUUGUUCUUUGUGCAUCCUGUUGUGUUUUUAUGUCUAAUGGGGGUGUUGGGGUUUCCAUGUCUGUGUGUUUGAAGCGCCCUCCUCCAAUCUCUGGUUUUAUUUACAGUUAAUAAAAGCAGCUCUCCAGCUCAAAAUUGAAGGAUCAGCAGUUUAACAUAUUUUGCACGGGUUAUUUCAGAUUUGUGGAGACCAAGAACUUAAGUGCUAUUUUCAGAAAACACUAUUAAUUUUACGAUUGGAUGAAAAUACUUUGAUUGCAAUGGAUGAAUGGAGUUUAUUCCAAGUUCUCAAGUUUUGUUUCUUUCUUUUAAAAAGUGUGCGCCCAUUGUGUUCGGAUAGAGAAGAUCAGCAGUGCCAUUAUUAGUACUUUUCAUUCAUUUUCAGUAACAUUUUCUCCUACAACUUUCACCACAGCUAAUGUUAUUAAUACAAAUGCUAAUGACAUAUUAAUAAUCGUCCCCUUAUGUUUUUAGUUUUGGGCACAUUUUACCAUAUUCUAUUACAGUGAACAUUGCCAGGAUCAUUUUGUUAAUUCUCAACUGUCAGUCAUCGCUAAGCUUGCCAUUAAGUGCCUGGGAUAAAUAUAUUGAGCGUCCUUCGGCCAGUAGACUAGCUAGCCAUCAACCAAAUGCACCUUAAAAGCCUUGCUUACGACACUGAGGAUAUAUUAUACCCCUGAUGCUUAAACAAUUUGAAUACUUUCAUACUCUUUUGUGUAAUUUACAUAAUUUGAAGUUGCAUCUAUUUCUGAAAAUGUUUGAAAGAAAGCAUCAAACCAAAAUUUACAGUACAUUUAGAGUAAACCAUUUCAUUUACAGUAAAAUUUUAAAAAUGAUGAUUUGAUGAAUUUUUUAAAUUAAACAAACCUCUUCAGUUUCUCAUGUGUCAAAUACUGAAAACACGAGUCUUUGAAAUGUUUGUAACGUGUAUCCAUAAUCCUUCAUUUUGUGUAUGAGCCGUCUGUUGUAAGGUUUGUCUGGAUGUGAAUCUGUUUUUGUCUCUGUAGCUUCACACACUGGUGUCGCUCUGCAACAACUCAGCUUGUUUAAACGUCAAAGUUGAACCAAGACGAGUUGAAGAGUUUCACUUCAGCUUUGUGUCAGCCAUUUUUCUCUAAAGUACUUAUUUUGCAGUGUCAAAGGUCAAAAUGACCAAUGCAAGUACUUUCACAAGCCAGUGCUAGUAGAUUAGUUUAGAUUAGAUUCAUAUUUACAGUGAAUGUUUAACUGUUGAACCACCAAAUGUUAAUAAUGCUAGCAGUCUUAUGCAGGAAAAGAUUGUCUUCUAUCUAGACAGCUUGUAGGGCUACUUUUCUCUUGUGAAAUGACUUGUGUGUGAUGAAUGUUGGAUUCAGGGCGGGCUAGGUUUGAACAUCAGUGUCUUUUCAGAGAUGUGAGAUAAUCCGUGAUUGAGAAAUUAACAUUGCUGUGAAAAUACCUCAGUGACUCAGGUAAACAAGCAGUUGCCUCAGAGCUGAACACAAAAACUAUAGAACAGAGAUGAGUCCAGCUUUGGAAAGACUGCCACCAUGCAGAUACUCGGUCAAUAGCUAUGCUUCAAUAGCACCUGAUCAAGCACCCUCCCCCGUUUCUUCUCUCUCUCUGUUUCCCUUUUUUUCUCCCCCUAGCCACUCUCAAAGCUUCAUGGAGGACAAUGUGGAACCUAAUUGGCUGAUGCACCAUCGGCAGUCCACAGGGUGGCAUGGCCAAAUGUCCAGAGCCCUCUCUCGUGACGCGAUUGGCUGACAAAGGGAGAACUUGGGGCAUUGGUCCCAUUCUCUUUGCUCAAAGGAUGGUGCAGAGCCCCAGCGGACCAUGUAAGGAAAUGCUGGGUUUUUUUUUUUGGUUUUUUUUUUUUACUUUACUUGGGCCCUCUCUCUCUGAUUUGAUAAAAGGAUCUUUUUAAAGUGUGUUUGACGCCUCGUGAUUGGAUCUACAUUUUACUUUUAAAAAGGUAGGCUGGACAUAUAUUAGCAUUUGGUGGCCUGCCAAGCAUGCAAAGAACAGCUAUGCAGUCUGAUCAAUCAGCAGAACAGAGGAACACAAAGGCCAAGGAAGCUGUGAUGCUCAAAAUGAGAGAGAGGGGAGAUGUGUUGUGGGGUAAGAUGUAUUUCAAAGGUGCUUGACUUCUCUUAAAAUUUCAGUCAAAGCUGAUUUACUUUCAAAGCAUUUAUUUCGCUCUCUCUCUCUCUCUCUCUCUCUCUCUCUCUCUCGUAGUCUUUUCAAAUUACCCUUUGAUUCCUCUUCAUCUAUUCACUCUUUGUCUAUCUAGGAUUCUCAAAGCAUUAUUUAACCGCUUCCUUCUUACUCCAUUUUAAAACACACUUGAUCUGUUUCUCGAUUCAUAGUUUUAGCUCUUCCGUUUGAAUCUCUUUCAGACUUUGAUUUUAAAGGAAACUAAAUAUGCACAGCCUAAUACAACAAGUGAAACUGCUUCAGAACAAAACUCUUGCUUCAAUGAAGACUUUGAAAAACCGGACAGAAUGUUAUUAUUUAUAUUUCUAUGAUACUGCUUAUUCUUACAAUAGUAUUAGAAAAAACUCUUCAUCAGAAAUCUUCCGGAGCAGAUAUUUAUUUCUUGAUAUAGAUAGAUGCCUCUAUCUAAUGGAAGUUCAUAAAUAAUCCAUUUUAUAUGAACCAAGUUUUCUUACUAAGACAAUCUUGUGGAGAGAAUCGUUGCCCUAAAGGACGAAAGGGACAAACUUGUGUUUUACCUACUCCCCAUACAACAGUUUGCACGUUGCUGUGACCUGUGCCCUCCUUCCUCUUGGUUAUAAUCAUUCAAAAACAAAAAAAAAAAAAAGAAAGAAAAAGCGGACGGAUGUUUUCCCGCCCAAAAAUCGCCAUGGAGCUCUCCAUUUUACGGACGAUGCGAAAGCCGUUGGAUAAGGACAUUCUUACAGCUAUUUUGUGCUCCACUUCGACUAUCUGUCUGUAGAGGUUUAAAACGAGCAGCGGAUGAACUCUUGGUUUCAGUGUGGCCACAUUUCUGCAGUCAAAUUGCUGUAAAACUGCCCAUUUAUUUCUAUGGAUGGACUCCACUGACACCAAUCUGAGUUGAAAUCCCUGCCAUUCCCACUUGCGACUGAAACGAGGACAGAGAGAGAUAUGUUAGAGGUCCUGCUGAAACGAGUGAAUGUGUUUGUAUAUAAGUGUGUGUACUGGCUAAAUCUUUGUGUAUAUACUGGAUAAAUGUGUAUAUAUGGUAUGUCUAUGUGUAUAUACAGUUUGUUUGUAUAUGCAGAGUGUACAGUUAUUUUUUCCUCUAAUGUUUCUCUCUCUUUCUAUGAAUAGGUCUUCUCAAGUUACCAAUACUGAGGCAUGGAAAGGUUUUUAAAUGUACUGACAGCUAUCAGAGGCACUUUCUGUGCAGACUUAGAAUAUCAGCAAGGUCUGUCACUUCUAGCUGCAUUCUUGAAGCUCUCAUACAAGAAGUAACUCACAUAAUCUUAAAGCUUGCACUCAUUUUCUGACCAACUAAAAAGCUUUUCUAAGUAGAUUUGGGUGACCAAGCAAUGUUUGUACAUAUAUAGACUUAACACAAUUUUUUCCAGAAACCUCCAUCUGCAUUUCUUUGAAAAUUCUCGACCUGUUUUUGAGUUAUUGCGUAUCUGACUUUCACUUUAGGUUCCUAUGGUAUAUGUUUGCAACGGUUGUCAUUCAGAGUUAUAUAUUUAUUCCGACAACCCUUAUAUAUUUCUUGAAAUUUUGUUCCCCAAAUUCUGCCUCUCAUGGAGCCGUCUAGCCUUUUAUUAAGAUGCGGUUAGACCGGCAAAUCCUUCCAUGAAAGUAUACUGUCAUUACUUAACAUUGCUUGUUUUUGUAUAGGUCCUUACUAAAUAAGUGUGCCUCCCCCCCUUAUACUCUUACUAACCUUAGAUCCAUUAACUGCGCUGGUCACUCAUAUUCAUACCCCUUGACAAGCCAUAGCCCCCCCCCCCCAGAACUCCUCUAUUGUUGUUUUGACAGGACAGACAUUUGGGGAUUUUGUGUAUAUUAAUGGAAGAGUGGUGUUGAAGAGUGUAUUGCAGUUGUAUAUGGAUUUGUUAUGAAUGUGGAUAUUCUGAUCAUUGAAUUAUUAUUGUAAUAAUGAUAAUAAUUAUUGCCACUUUGAUUUUGUUGAUUAAUUCCUUUGAUGCGGUUGAUGAAGAUGCCAUUGUUCCUUCUUUUUUUUUUUUUUUGGAAUACACCGGAAUUUAUAUUUUUCGGGUGGGUGAAUCUGGAGAUAGAAAUACGUAAAUAAAUUAAUAAAUAAACAAAUAAUUAAAUUCUUA